Molecule: messenger RNA, 1599 nt
Organism: Nilaparvata lugens (brown planthopper)
Lineage: Eukaryota; Metazoa; Arthropoda; Insecta; Hemiptera; Delphacidae
Gene: Drep4
Product: DNA fragmentation factor subunit beta
Exons: 7
Coding region: 207-1268 (353 amino acids)
Biological process (GO): apoptotic process; apoptotic DNA fragmentation
Cellular component (GO): cytoplasm; nucleus
Molecular function (GO): DNA endonuclease activity
Source: RefSeq, a predicted model, not a curated record
AAACAUCGACAUACUCUUUGUUUUGUUAUGAGUUUUAUAACCUCACUAAUCACAAUGAUUUUAAAUAAGUGUUUUUUAAUUUAUUAUUGUAUUUAGUGAUUAAUAGUUUUGAUAUUAAUUCUAUGUUUCUAAAUAGCUUGACUCAUUACUUCAAAUUUUAUCAUAGGAUAUUGAUAUUUCAAUUCAACAAGUGCUUUUAAUUCGAGAUGACUAGAAAAAAGAUUGAACAUAAAAAAACAUUGAACAAGGUUAACCUAAAGGGUUUCAAGGUAACCGAUGUAGAUCGUAAAAAGCUGAUUGGCAUUGCUAGUAGCUCUCUAGAAGAUAUCAUAAUCAAAGGAAGCAAAAAGCUUAACAUAAAAAGUGGUGGAGAGGUGACUGUCCAUCUGAACGAUGGAACACAUGUCGACUCAGAGGAAUAUUUUGACACUCUUCCAUCGCAGACUGUGUUAAUCUUCAAGAAACCCGGGGAAAACAUCAUUACAGGUGCAGAUCUAAUCUACAACGUACUAAAGCAUGCAAACAUUGACGUGUUGAGAGCAGCGGGACAAGUGCAGCAAUUUUUCGAUGACAAAAUAAAAGAGAAGUUGCGAGUCCUAAGUUCAGUUGUUGAAAAUUUAGAGGAGUCGAGUGACAGAACACUCUGUAGCAGCCGAGAAGAGGAUCCUGAUUGGUUUGCUGGGCUUGAAACCAACGCUAAAACAAAGGAGUCUUUUAUGUUCCGCAGGAGCCAAGAUCGUAUCAGAGGAUAUCUGUAUAAAUCGCAAUCUGAUCUCAAGAAAAAUCCAGAAGUUCUCAAUAACGCUUCAGUUCUGAAAGUUGUUGAGGUAUCUUUUUCAGCGUUCAAGGAUCUGUUAAGGAAAGACGCGUACUUCGGCUGCUACCUUGACAGGAGCGAGACAGGUGCAAUGUGCAACAAGGAGGGUGAAUUCGCGUGCGCGGGCGUGUGGAAGAACGGCAAGUGUUUGUACGAAGGCAGACGAAUGCACCUCAUCAACCCGUACUCUAGUCGGGAGGCUAGAAUCAUAUUUUCAACGUGGAAUCUGGAUCAUUGUAUUGAGAGAUCACGCACCAUACUUCCAUCUCUGUUGUGGGCUUCCAAAGAAGUCGCUCUCACUUGUAACAAACAGCAGGCUGUGAACAACUCCUACUUCUACAAUCUGCUGUUCACUGCUGCCAACUUAAGACUGGUCCACAUUGUAUGUCACGACAAAGGCAAGCAUGAUACUGCCAACUGUGACAAAGAUAAAUUGAUCGUUCCAUUAUGACAAUACCUACUAAUAAUGCCUUAUUAUACGAUUAAUAGAUAAUGGCCCAUAUGAAUAAAACCACAGCAAAUGCUCAUGAGCAAGAGCAUGGAGAAUAAGGUUUUGCUCAUGAUCAAAAGGUAGAAGCAAAAGCAUUGGCUCAUUUUUAUAUGAAUAAUCUUUACCUUAUGCUCCUGAACUCUGGAGCAAAUGCUCACGUAUUUUAAAGAUUUUUUAUCAGCUGAUUCGCUUUUGUAGCCUUACUUUGUUUUUAUAGCUCACGGAAGCGUCGUCUGCUCUGUUUUCUAUUUAUGAAUAGAGUUUUAGGUUAGUUGAGUUUAGAAUUUUGAAA